Molecule: messenger RNA, 2078 nt
Organism: Metopolophium dirhodum (rose-grain aphid)
Lineage: Eukaryota; Metazoa; Arthropoda; Insecta; Hemiptera; Aphididae
Gene: Coprox
Product: oxygen-dependent coproporphyrinogen-III oxidase
Exons: 7
Coding region: 382-1512 (376 amino acids)
Cellular component (GO): mitochondrial intermembrane space; cytoplasm
Molecular function (GO): coproporphyrinogen oxidase activity
Source: RefSeq, a predicted model, not a curated record
GCCCGCGGCAUUAUCAAUAUCCUUUAUCAUGACCGGGAUAACACGAAUCACAAUUACAUGAAAUAUUUCAAUAUUGACAUAAUAUUAUGUCGUACGCACCGUGCACGUCUUGAACCUCGGGAUUCCGGGCACGGAUUGUAGUAUUAUAAUUUAGGACGUGAGACGUGACAGCGACAAUAGUGACAUACUAUAAUAAUAGUAUUAUAUAUUAUUAUAGAAUGUCUAUACUGUCACGAGUGACAGACCAAUGAGCAAUAAGUACUUAACUUUCACGAGAAUUUUUUUUUAAUUACAGUUCUUGUACUCUGGAACAGAGGUUGCGUUUCGAGCUGUGUUUUAAUAAUUGUAUAAUAGGCAUACGUGACUUACGACGUCGAAACGAUGAUAUUGAAAAUCAUAUCUUCCACCAUGAAGACGGUUUACACGGCGACAUGCUUAAAGAUGAAGGAUGACACCAAAUUUCGAUUAAUCCCUGGAACACUUAUUGCGCUUGGCAUAUCAUACAGUACGGUAGCGGCGAAAUCAUUGGCUAUUGACAAAUUCAUGGCAGACACUGUUACAGACUCACAAACAUUAAAAAGCAGACCUGAAGAUAUGAAAACAAUCAUGGAGCUUAUGAUUAUGAAUAUACAAGCUGAAUUUUGUCGAGCACUUGAAAAAGAAGAACCGAAAGUAAAAUUUAUAGUAGAUCGGUGGGUAAGACCUGAAGGUGGUGGUGGAGUUACAUGUGUAAUGCAGGAAGGAGAAGUUUUUGAAAAAGCUGGUGUUAAUGUUUCUGUAGUUCAUGGUAAUUUACCUCCCAGAGCAAUCGAUCAGAUGAGAGCUAGAGGUAAAAAUUUUAAAGGUGGCCAAAUACUUCCAUUCUUUGCAGCAGGUGUCAGUGCAGUGAUACAUCCGCGCAAUCCCUAUGUGCCUACUAUACAUUUUAACUAUCGAUACUUUGAAGUUACUCUACCUGAUAAUACAAUAGAGUGGUGGUUUGGUGGAGGUACUGAUUUAACUCCUUAUUAUCUGAAUGAAGAAGAUGCCGUCCAUUUUCAUCGUUCAUUAAAAAAUGCUUGUGAUCAACAUGACAAAGCGUACUAUCCUAAAUUUAAACGUUGGUGUGACGACUAUUUUAAUAUACCACAUAGAGGAGAACGAAGAGGAGUAGGUGGUAUAUUUUUUGACGAUUUGGACACUCCAUCCACAUUUAGUUUUGUAAAGAGUUGCGCUCAAGCAGUUAUCCCUUCAUAUCUACCAUUAGUACAAAAGCACAAAAACGAUUUGUAUAAUGACAAAGAAAGAGAAUGGCAAUUGCUAAGACGAGGGCGGUAUGUUGAAUUCAAUUUGAUAUAUGACAGAGGUACAAAAUUUGGUCUCUACACGCCUGGAGCUAGAUAUGAAAGUAUACUUAUGUCACUUCCCUUGAGUGCGAACUGGAAGUAUAUGCACAAUCCAGAUCCUGAAAGUAGAGAAGGAAAAUUAACAGAAGUUCUAAAAAAUCCAAAAGAUUGGAUUAAAAUUGAGUAAAAUAACCUUAUAAGUUAAAUUUAAAUGAAUUAAUAUUGUAGAGAAUAUCAUUUUAAAAUUUAAAAUUUGAAUCAAUUCAGAAGGAGCAUAUUAUUAUUAGCUGAUGAAUAGUAUUUCAAAUUCGUUUUUCUGUAUUACCAUUUUAUGAUUGUAUUUUUAUAAUAUUGUUACUAUAGUUAAGUACAUAAUAUAUUUUAUUAUUGUUAAUAAUGAGGGUGUUUUAAAAAUUAAAUAUUAGUAUAUUUUUUAGGUUAUAAGUUAUUACUUACUACACUUUUGGUGUAAAGUAAUUUUAUUAAAUUUAUUUUUUUAAGAAUAAAUCUAUUACAUUAUAUUUUUCAAAGGGUUGAAACCACUAUUUAAGCCAAACAAGAAAACCUUCAUUCAAAAAAGUUUGGAUUAAAUGAAUUCAAAUCAAACGUAUAUGAUAAGGUUGUACAGGUUGUACUAUUAGGUUUCAUUCAACGCCAUUAUAAUUUAUUGUCAUACAAAUAAUUUAAAUUCAUGAGUGUAUUAUACACAUAAUUAUCUAGUUUAUUUGUAUGGAUAGUAAACUUGACACAUAA